AUGUCAUCUUCAGUCAGAAAGCCAAGAGCUAAACCAUGGCAAGGACAAGUGACAGAUGUGCCUGAGGUGGCAGAUUCCGCAAUAGUAGGGCCUACGAAAUCGACACCGGUGAGUGAGGGAAGCUAUGGUACCACAGACUCGGCACCAGAGCUUCCGAAACGGCCUGCAGUGCUCGAAUCAGAGACAGAUGCGAACAACAUGCGCAGCAACGUUGGAUACCAAACCGGGAUGUACGGUCAGAAUGGGGUCGGACAUGGUGGUGGAUACGGAGGGUCGAUGUAUGGAGCCGGUCUGGGAUCAUUGUACGGAUCAAGUGGAUACGGUUCGAUGUAUGGAUCAGGCUACGGUUCAGGGUAUGGUUCGAUGUACGGAGCUGGAGGCUACGGGUCGAUGAUGGGAGGCUACGGAGCGACAAACAUGUAUGGAAUGGGAGGAAUGAACGGCAAUGGGGCCCAGGGCCUUGCUGAAUCGACCCAAGCUACGUUCCAACUGAUCGAAAGCCUGAUUGGGGCCGUGGCAGGGUUCGCCCAGAUGCUCGAAGCGACCUACAUGGCCACUCAUAACUCAUUCUUCACUAUGGUGUCAAUGGCAGAGCAGAUCGCGUCGCUGAAAGAAAUGCUGGGGUCAUUCCUGGGUAUUUUUGCGGCCAUGAAGAUGCUCAAGAAGCUACUAUACAAGGUUACCAGUGGCAGGCUGGGCACAGCGCCACAACGUAAGUCUGCAAUCGCAGGGCCUAAAAGCGAGCUGGCGAAGGAGUUUGACAAUUUUAGAGGACGUUAUUUGGAGCGCGAGAAACGUGGGAAAAAACGGAUCUCGUGGAAGCCAUUGGUUAUAUUUUUGGCCGCGGUCUUCGGGUUUCCAUUCUUGCUGCGAAAGUUCAUUGCACGAUUGGCAGAGAUCCAACAACGCAAGACGUUACUGGCUCGGAACAACGGUUCUGGCGUGCCCUCGGGGCUGGACCCACGGAAUCUCGAGUUUGCUCGGGCCACGUAUGACUUCACGCCAGAGAACCCACAGAUCGAGGUCCGGCUGCAGAAGGGCGAUCUGAUGGCGGUGAUGAGCAAGACAGAUCCAAUGGGUCGCGAAAGUGAGUGGUGGAAGGUGCGCACGAAGAAGGGCGACGUUGGCUACGUGCCGAGUAAUUAUUUGGAGCUGAUACGCCGGCGUGUGGAGAGCGUAGAGAGCGUGGGGGACGUGGAGAAGCAAUAG
Molecule: messenger RNA, 1209 nt
Organism: Lachancea meyersii CBS 8951
Lineage: Eukaryota; Fungi; Ascomycota; Saccharomycetes; Saccharomycetales; Saccharomycetaceae
Source: the annotation of a GenBank genome assembly